GCGGGUCUUUGUGGUAGGCGCUGUUGACAAUAUGGCGGAUGACGGAGACAGGUCGACUGGAGCUGUUGAUACUAGUGGCGGACCGGGGACUUCAGAGGAGUCUGACGGGUUCAGUCUUGGCGGGAUGUUGUUAAAUUUAAGUAUUUUAGUUGUAGUGGUUACGAUCUGCUAUGUUAUUUAUCGGCGAUGGGGUAAACGGAUUGGUGCUGACGCGGCCCAGGGAAGCGAGGCCUCGUCUCUGCCGAAGAUGAGAAGACGUGAUUUCACUUUGGAGCAACUUGGGGAAUACGAUGGACUGCAAAACCCCCGGAUCAUGAUGGCAGUCAAUAUGAAAGUAUUCGAUGUUACCACCGGCAAAACGUUUUAUGGCCGAGACGGUCCUUAUGGUAUCUUUGCGGGCCGGGAUGCAUCGAGGGGUCUGGCCACGUUCUGUUUGGAGAAAGAUGCCUUGAGGGAGGAGUAUGAUGACCUGUCAGACCUCAACGCUGUUCAGAUGGAGUCAGUCAGAGAGUGGGAGAGGCAGUUCAUGGAAAAAUAUGAUUAUGUUGGUCGACUGUUAAAGCCCGGGGAUGAGCCGUCAGAAUACACAGAUGAGGAGGACAUCAAGGACCACCUGAAACAUGACUGAACUGUUGCCCUGUCCUGUUCACACCACCAACCAAAGCCUUGACCCAAACAGCUGACAGCACCUGUCUCCCCCACACCCUUCCUCUUCCCUCUCAAGCCCCCCCUCCUCUUCUUUCCUCUCAACUCCCCCUCCUCCUCCUCUUCUUUCCUCUCAAGCCCCCUCCUCCUCC
Molecule: messenger RNA, 797 nt
Organism: Oncorhynchus tshawytscha (Chinook salmon)
Lineage: Eukaryota; Metazoa; Chordata; Actinopteri; Salmoniformes; Salmonidae
Product: membrane-associated progesterone receptor component 2-like
Exons: 3
Coding region: 32-628 (198 amino acids)
Cellular component (GO): endomembrane system; membrane
Source: RefSeq, a predicted model, not a curated record